AUGGCAUCCCUGAAUGUCUCCCUAAACGGACUCUCCAUAUCUAAGAGUCAUCAGUCUGUCAUCAAUUGCACGCUUCCAGGCUCCCCUACUUAUGGGCAAUGGGCACUAUUUUCCGUGUCAACACCUCUUGUUAAUGCAUUUCAACAAGGCUCAGAUAAUAAGGAGAGUAUAUUGAAACUUCAGAGCACAGGAGCGGGUGAAUUGGUUGAUCUCAUUGAUGAAUUCUCUGAAGGCAAAAUCCAAUUUGCAUUUGUUAAAGUAACUGAUCCAAAUUCUGGACUUCCGAAGAAUGUUCUCCUAGCUUGGUGUGGAGAAGGUGUACCCGAGAGAACGAAAGGAUAUUUCACAAGUCAUCUGUCCAUUGUCUCAAGAUCUCUACCUGGCUAUCAUGUUCAGAUAACUGCUCGAUCUGAGGGAGAUCUCUCACCCGAAGGUAUUGUCCAGAAGGUUGGAGAUGCAUCAGGUGCAAAGUAUGUGCCACAGAGAGCACCAUUAGUGAGUCCGGAAUCCCGGCCUCCCGCCGCAAAAUCUGCGUUCGUCCCCUCAAGGGCUGGCCCAAACGCACUGCGAGAUGGUGCGAGACCGAAUAUCUCAUCAAAAAGUGGCAAUGAUGAUGGAUGGGGUCCUGAUGCGCCCCCAGUCACGAGGACAGAACUUGAGAAAGUCCAAUCUGCCUACAAGCCAACUAAGGUCAAUAUUGAAGAGAUCAAAUCCCAGGUGCAAACUAAAGUGCACCCGCACCAUAAUGAUCAACGCUCAGCCAACGUCAGCGACGGUGUUGUUAAAGGUGGUUAUCAACCAGUUGGCAAAGUUGACAUAGCAGCAAUCAGGCGACAGGCAAAAGAAGCCGGUGAGCUAAAAGAUGACCGGCCCGAGCCCGUCAAAGGUGCAUACGAACCUGUUGGUAAAGUUGACAUUGUCGCAAUUCGUUCUAAAGCUCAGAAGCAACCCGAACUCCCCCCAACCGGAGACCUAGAUCGGGUGUCAUCCCCUACCUUGAAACAUACUCUCGGGGAGCAAUCGAACUUUGCCAACAAUUCCACUGUGCCUCCCAACCCUGAGCGUUUGACGAGUUUGCCAAAGCCGAAAGUGUUAAAAAAGAUCGACUCUAGCUCGACAUUCACAGGAACAAAAGCCCCGCUACCUAGCGAAUUGGGAUCUAAGCCAACUCCCGCUGCCGUGCAGAUCGGUAGUGCAAGCCGGACAUUCGCAGAUCAGGGAGGCAAGACGCCUGCUCAACAGUGGGCUGAAAGAAAAGCCAAAGCAAAGGAGCAGAACGACGUCCCUCACAUACCCACUAUGAGUGACAAGCAACGUACCCUCGAAACACAGCAAAGUGGCAGUGCGGAGUGGAAAAGUUCGUACACCGGCAAAACAUGGGCUCCCGUUCAGACUACUCAUACAGGCGGUUCUGCAAAAAGUGGCAGUGCCCAACAAGAUUCCGCAGAAAAAGAUGAAACGGAAAUCUCGCCCCCUAGUGAGAGCAUCAGUGCGAUCCAGGAACAUUUGGCGCAUGAAUCGAGCACGGAGAUAACCAAAUCCGAGGAUCAGAUUGUCCUUCCCGAUUCCGGUCGCGAUGCGUCGUUCAACGGUGCAGAAACUGCACACACAGUAUCAGAAGACGGGUUGGAACUCCAACCUCCCCAGUCUGUCCCUUAUCCUCCCCAGCAGCCAAGGUCCCCGACACCGCCAACACCGGCUCCAGUACGUGAGGCUUCACCGAUUCGCAUUGCCAUGCCGGUUAGUCAGGAGGUUACAAGUGUUCGCGAAAAUCAGUUUUCCCCACCACCUGUCAUUCCGGCCCAGAGCCUUCAGCAUGCUCUGCCGAAAGAAGAGAAGCUCGAGGGCGCCGCCAUUGACAUUGGUAGGGAAACAGCCAAAGCUGCCGUAGUGGAACCUUCGCGAGACAGCACGGUCAGGGCUAUCGUACAGUACGAUUACGAGAAGGCAGAAGACAAUGAGAUUGAUCUAAAAGAGGGAGACUAUGUGUCUGAUAUCGAGAUGGUCGAUAAGGACUGGUGGCUCGGUUCCAAUGUGCACGGCCACAGAGGUUUGUUCCCAAGUAAUUACGUUGAAUUGGUUGAAUUGGGCGAUGGAAACCUGCCAAAUCAACCGACGCUGAACAUCGGAAGCGACGAACUACGGGAAGAUGCUUUCAAGUCUACAGCUGACGACAUCACCACGGGUACCUCGAACGAUAAAGCGCCAGUUGCCAUAGCGUUGUAUGAUUACGAAGCCGCAGAGGAUAAUGAAGUCAGCUUCCCCGAAGGCGCUGAAAUACUCAAUAUUGAAUUCCCUGAUGAUGACUGGUGGUUCGGUGAGUAUAACGGCAAGAAGGGCCUCUUUCCUGCGAAUUAUGUCCAGCUUGGAAAGUAG
Aspergillus clavatus NRRL 1 is the source of this 2376-nucleotide messenger RNA. Its product is annotated as putative actin binding protein. Bases 1 to 2376 code for a protein of 791 amino acids. The record is from RefSeq and is a predicted model, not a curated record. Gene Ontology annotation, molecular function: actin filament binding. NCBI's taxonomy places the organism in Eukaryota, Fungi, Ascomycota, Eurotiomycetes, Eurotiales, Aspergillaceae. Gene Ontology annotation, biological process: regulation of actin filament polymerization. The transcript is spliced from 4 exons. Gene Ontology annotation, cellular component: plasma membrane; site of polarized growth; actin filament.